Messenger RNA from Asterias rubens (European starfish), 2124 nucleotides. Its product is annotated as anaphase-promoting complex subunit 7-like. Gene Ontology annotation, molecular function: protein binding. The transcript has 15 exons. The coding region runs from base 92 to 1783 and encodes 563 amino acids. Lineage: Eukaryota; Metazoa; Echinodermata; Asteroidea; Forcipulatida; Asteriidae. Gene Ontology annotation, biological process: cell division. The record is from RefSeq and is a predicted model, not a curated record.
UUAAUCUGUUUUGAUUUUGAAGCGGAAAGAGCACCAGAAGUUUUCCAAUUAUUUCUACAGAGAAACGUCAAAAACUCCGACAUCAACAAGUAUGAUGGCUAUUAUUGACCAAGUCAAGAUGCUUCUUGAAGAAGGAUUGUAUUCAAAUGUUGUGAUGUUGGCAAGCUUGAUGAAAACAGCCAGUGAACAGAACUCAGAAUUACUGACUGGACCAGAGAAAUAUCAACUGCAGGUUUACUACGCUGAUGCACUCUUUGAGAUGCAAGAAUACAAAAAUGCUGAGGUUAUUUACAGAAAAGCUCUCCAAGUGAAGAAAGUGUUGAAUAAGAGCAAAGUUAAAGGACCGGUACCCACUCAACCUCCUCAGUCUAUACCUAAUGAUGGACUUCCCUCAGAGCUGAACGUCCGCUAUAGAAUCUACGAAUGUAACUAUCAUCAAAAGAACUACAAGGAAGCUAUCGCAGUAUUGCAGAGUAUUCCAGCCAAACAGAGGAAGCCUAAAGUCAACAUGGCCCUCGCUAAGCUGUAUCAAAGAAUCGGAAGUGAAAGACCAGCUGUUACUUGCUUUAAAGAAGUUCUCAAGCAGUUUCCUUUAGCGCUAGAAGCUGUACUUGGCUUGUUAUCUCUUGCUGUAAAGGGAACUGAGGUUGCUGCACUUACUAUUAACAGCUUACCAAACACCAACAACAUAGAGUGGUUAACUUUCUGGUUGAAGGGACACUCCUACAACGCAAGCAAAGAUUAUGCAAAGGCAGUUAGCACAUUCAAGAGUUUGGAAACUGGAAGUGUAUUGCGUGAGAAUAGUUCAGUCCUGUGCUGCCUUGCUGAAAACCACUUUCUGGCUGGUGACCUUGCUAAUGCUUUACUUGUUUAUAAAAGGGUUCACUCUCUGGACCCACUCUGCCUAAAAGGAAUGGAUAUCUACGCUUAUCUACUUGCUCGUGAGAAACGCAUGGAUGAACUGAUGAGUUUAUCUUUCCAACUGAUGUCAGUUAGUGAGCAGAGAGCUGAACCUUGGAUCGCUAUGGGUUACUAUUAUUCUGCCAAUGCUCUUAGAACAAGUAGGGCUGUCUACUUUGCACAAAAGGCCUACCAGAUUGACCCACGUAAUGUGCAAGCAUUGCUUCUAAAGGGCAGUGUGCUUCAACACAUGAGUAAAACGCAAGAAGCUUUACUCCAUUUCAGAGAAGCUGUACGGAUGGCUCCAUUUAGAUUUGAAGCUCACCAAGGUCUCGUCGACUGUUAUGUAAAAGCAAGCAGAAUCCGAGAAGCUUUAACUACAGCGUCCAACGCUUGUAAGGUCCUGAGUAACAGUGCUCGGUCAUUGACGCUCUUUGCCUCAGUCCUUGCUAAAGAUAGCCUAUCUGUGGACAAGGCAAAGUCGAUGUUGGAGAAAGCCUUGGCACAAGAACCUACUUACUUAGAGGCAGUGUAUCUCUUAGCGGAGGUACUGGGUGAAGAACAACGCUACACAGCUGCCAUUGACCUACUUCGACGCCAACUCCAACAACAAAGUACAUGCCAGCUACACCAGAUGCUCGGUGACUUUCUGUCUCUGAAUAAUGACCUGCAAGAAGCUUUGGAUCAAUACAGUGUAGCUCUAGGGUUGGAUCCAACAAACAAGAAAGUCUUAGAAGGAAUUCAGAAAGUUGAGAAGGUUACAGACAACGUGGAUCUUGGUCAGGAAGAUGAUAUGGAGGCACUUGAGGAGAGUGGGGAAGAUGUGGAUUAUGACGCCAGUGAUACUGAAGUCUCCUGGGCUGAUAAUGAGUGGUUCAGCUAGUAAUGACUGUCCACCAUCUUGACCUCCAGGAUGAAACCAAAUCAUUGAGCUACAGCGGCCAGCUACAAGAGGACCCCCCAAAACUGGUUCAUCUAGUAGUAUAAGUGUGACCCAAGUAUGCAUAGUUCAGUUUAUAUUUGGCACACCUUGAGCAAGUUCAUGUGUGCGUAUUGAGGCGACUGCUGACCAGCAACAAAGAUGCGCAAUGAGGCACUCAUUCAAACCACUCAUUUGGAAGCCUAGUCAACCGUCCGUACCACGGUACUUAACACUCCAUUGCCUUCCGCGUUUUCACUUAAGUGUCACUGGUUCCCCUCUGCGCUUAACACUGUUAGCAUGGA